Capsicum annuum is the source of this 947-nucleotide messenger RNA. Its product is annotated as probable NAD(P)H dehydrogenase (quinone) FQR1-like 1. Lineage: Eukaryota; Viridiplantae; Streptophyta; Magnoliopsida; Solanales; Solanaceae. The transcript has 4 exons. Gene Ontology annotation, molecular function: NAD(P)H dehydrogenase (quinone) activity; FMN binding. The record is from RefSeq and is a predicted model, not a curated record. The coding region runs from base 116 to 727 and encodes 203 amino acids.
CCCCACUAUAUAUAAACACCAAUGGCCUCCCCACUCUCUUCCAUUCCAUUCCACCACCAUUUCAACAACAAUAACUCAUUCAAUUCACCUACCACUUCCUCACAACAUCCCUUCAAUGGCUACCAAAGUCUACAUUGUUUACUACUCCAUGUAUGGACAUGUUGAGAAGCUAGCACAAGAGAUAAAGAAAGGAGCUGCAUCAGUUGAAGGCGUAGAAGCCAAACUAUGGCAGGUACCAGAAACUCUUUCAGAAGAGAUUCUUGCGAAGAUGGGAGGUCCAGCGAAAGGCGAUGCACCAAUUAUCACACCAAAUGACCUUUCUGAAGCUGACGGCUUUAUUUUCGGGUUCCCAACAAGAUUUGGGAUGAUGGCUGCUCAAUUCAAGGCUUUUCUUGAUGCCACUGGAGGUCUCUGGAGAACUCAGCAGCUUGCUGGCAAGCCAGCAGGUCUUUUCUACAGCACUGGCUCUCAAGGAGGUGGCCAGGAGACUACCGCGCUGACUGCAAUUACCCAGCUGGUUCACCACGGAAUGAUCUUUGUUCCGAUUGGUUACACAUUUGGUGCUGGCAUGUUCGAGAUGGAGAAGAUUAAAGGUGGAAGUCCUUAUGGUGCAGGAACUUAUGCUGGGGAUGGCUCUAGACAACCAACAGAGCUUGAACUGGAGCAAGCUUUCCACCAGGGAAAAUACAUUGCCACCAUCACAAAGAAGCUCAAAGGCUCUGCUUGAUUGUUUCACUGCUACUCAUGUGCUAUUAUUGCAUUCUGCUGUCCAUUUUUUUCCUAUGUCUAGUAUACUCUUGUUUUAGUUUUAAGUUGCAUUCCUACUGAUCUAAACAAUAAGUGAUUAUUUCCUAUUAUAUAGGGUCAUUGGUCAGUGUCUCUCACAGUUUACAGAGAUUGGUUUACAUGUUUUAUGAAUCAUACUUAAUAUUUUUCGUAUUUCAUAA